AUGCGGGCGGCGGCGCCGGGCCUGCGCAGUGCCCGCGGCGGGCGGAAACGGAGCGGCGGCGGGGCGGCGGCGGGGAGCGCCCGGCGGUGUCUCCUGGGGCACGGUAUCCUUCGCGUGCCCUCUUUUGGGGCGAGGAUGAGGAAGAGUUUCUUUGCAGCUCUGGGAGUUUUGCUGUUUUUGGUGGCAUUUGGAACUGAUUAUUGGCUUCUUGCUACAGAAAUGGGAACUUGUUCAGAAGCACCUGAAGGUGCUGGGGGAGAGAAGGCCACUUUCCAUCAUGAAGGUUUCUUCUGGAGGUGCUGGUUCAGUGGAUAUGUAGGAGAUAAUAAUGCCAGCAUGUGGAAUUUUUGGUAUACCAACCAGUCACCUUCUAAGAACUGUACACAUGCUUACCUGUCCCCGUUCCCUCUUCUCCGAGAUGAACACAACUCAACCUCCUAUGACUCUGCAAUCAGUGUCUUGUUUUCGCUGGUAGUCCUGAUGUAUGUCAUCUGGAUCCAGGCCAUGGCUGAUCUGGAAAACUACACAAACAUGAAAAAAAUGGAUUGCCCAGACUUUGCUGUUUAUGUACGUUAUGGCUGGUCAUUUAUGUUGGCUCCUAUAGGAGUAUUUUUUGCUUUAUUAGCAGGAAUGUUGUUCUUGUUGGUAGGGCGAGCCAUUUAUUUACACUCAGACUAGUCAGAGGCAGGUGAAGGGAAUACAGCAAUACUUGUGAAACUUUGUGACAAGUGUAAACUGGAGCACAAUUUUGUACAUUAUUACCAUUAUGGCACUCCUAAGUGUGCAGGCAGACUUCUGGAAGUUCUUCUAGUACUUGUUUAAGGGUAAAGGACACAAAACUCAAUACAGGAAGAAACCACCUUUAGUCCCAACUAGUUGUUUUUAAUUCUUUAGAAAGUACACUUGUGGUUCUUCACAUUGUACUAUUAGCAACAUUUUUGUAGGUUAACAAACAGAAGAAGACAAAAUUUUUCUGCAAGUAAAACAUGAUCAUGAAUUGGCUCGAAUCAACAUUUUAUACAUUUAUCUUUUAGCAUUUACACUGUACUUCUGUUUGCAGAGAAUGGUACAAGGUAGAGGAGAAGGCAAACAUUCAAACACAGUAAUUCAAUCUACCUCCUCUCCUGUUUUCCACUACUUGCCUUAGCUUUAAUGGCAGCAAACAUGUCUGCACUUUAUAAAAAUAGAGUGCAGUUGUUCAUGCAGCAUCCAUAGGAAGAGGACGAGAGAGAAGACAAUUGCCAUGAAUGUGUAAAAGCUUAACUGUUCUAUUACCCAGUUCUCUUUUCGGUAUGCAUUUGAAAGCUGUAUACUUCUGUAUUCUGAAAUCCAUGUGUUGCAUGAUUCUGUAAGCCAAAAUGCCAUAGUACAAUCACUAUCUGAAGUUAUGCCAAAAUUGUAUUUUGAAUUAUAGCAUUGAUAUUUUAAUUAAGUUUUAACCCUUUUAUUUUUCAGUGGAACAAUUGGCUCCUCUAACAAAUAUUUUCAUGGUUGUGUAAAAUUAAUUUUUUAUUAAAAAAGCUUUAUUAUGAAGAAAAUAUCUAGGACAUAAAAAAUAUGUGUCUUAUGCAGCCUUCAUUUUACCACAUAUUAAAAAUCUGCAUUAUAAACCAAAUCCAACUUGCCUACUUGGUUUGCUAGGGAAAGCAAUGAGCCUAGCUAAGACAGCAGGGGAGAUGGAUUUGGUUCUGCAUUGUAGGAGUGGCUGGUUCUGUGUGUGUGUGCACAUCUGUGUGGAAGAUGGGGUAAGGGUGAGACUGUAUGCAUGGUAUGGAAAAGAUGGGGUUGAGUUUUAACAAUGGGGAGACUUUGUAUGGCACUGGGCCCAAAUAGAAAUUACAUCCAUCUGAGAGUGUGCUGGUUUUCACUUUAUAACUCAAUGCAGAAUAGUGUGGGGCUGAUGGGGAAAAGUAAAGGCUGCAUGUCAGUUUGUUCUUGUUCAUAAUGCUUAAUUCCACAGCUGUUAUGAAUACUGAAAGCAUUGCUAAAAGGCAGGAAAGGAGUGCCCACAGAGAAGAUGUGGUGGGCCAGAUUGGAUGUUACUUCCAUUUUGGGAGGUUUUGUGACUGGAAGCUUUCCAGCCU
Messenger RNA from Prinia subflava (tawny-flanked prinia), 2084 nucleotides. RefSeq names its product transmembrane protein 182 (gene TMEM182). The transcript is spliced from 5 exons. Gene Ontology annotation, cellular component: membrane. NCBI's taxonomy places the organism in Eukaryota, Metazoa, Chordata, Aves, Passeriformes, Cisticolidae. The record is from RefSeq and is a predicted model, not a curated record. The coding region runs from base 1 to 678 and encodes 225 amino acids.